Molecule: messenger RNA, 1311 nt
Organism: Pseudogymnoascus destructans
Lineage: Eukaryota; Fungi; Ascomycota; Leotiomycetes; Thelebolales; Thelebolaceae
Gene: RPP0
Product: ribosomal protein P0 (A0) (L10E)
Exons: 3
Coding region: 121-1059 (312 amino acids)
Biological process (GO): ribosomal large subunit assembly; ribosome biogenesis; cytoplasmic translation
Cellular component (GO): cytosolic large ribosomal subunit
Molecular function (GO): large ribosomal subunit rRNA binding; structural constituent of ribosome
Source: RefSeq, a predicted model, not a curated record
UAUUUGCCGAGGACCUCUUUUGCGAUAUCAUCAACAUACAAGCAGUCCAAUUUCCGGGCGCAUUAUUUCAAUUCAAUUAUAUCUUGACCCUUAAACAUCCUACCUUCACACUAAGAAGAUAUGGGGGGCAAGACCGCAAACAAGGCCAGCUAUUUCGAUAAGCUGAAGGGCCUUCUCGAGGAGUAUCGCAGCAUCUUCAUUGUCUCCGUCGACAAUGUCAGCUCCCAGCAGAUGCACGAGAUCAGACAGUCUCUCCGCGGAGAGGGUGUUGUCCUCAUGGGAAAGAACACCAUGGUCCGCCGUGCCAUCAAGGGGUUCGUGGGUGACUCCCCAGAGUGGGAGCGCCUUCUUCCAUUCGUCAAGGGCAACAUUGGAUUCGUCUUCACCAACAGCGACUUGAAGGAUAUUCGUGACAAGAUCCUUGCCAACAAGGUUGCCGCCCCAGCCAGAGCUGGCGCUGUUGCACCAGAUGACGUCUUCGUCCCAGCUGGUAACACCGGCAUGGAGCCCGGAAAGACCUCUUUCUUCCAGGCUCUUGGUGUCCCAACCAAGAUUGCCCGUGGUACGAUCGAAAUUACCGCUGAUCUCAAGCUCGUUGAGGCCGGUACCAAGGUCGGAGCCUCCGAGGCUACCCUCCUGAACAUGCUUAACAUCUCUCCGUUCACCUACGGAAUGGGCAUUUCUCAGGUUUACGACAACGGCAACACCUUCCCGCCUCAUGUCCUUGAUAUCAGCGAGGAGCAGCUCCUCAAGGCUUUCUCCAGCGCCAUCACCACCAUCGCUUGCGUUUCGCUCGCCGUCAACUUCCCAACCCUUCCUUCCGUCAUGCACUCCGUUGUCAACAGCUACAAGAACGUUCUGGCUGUUGCCGUCUCCACCGAGUACAGCUGGACCGAGAUUGAGGAGCUCAAGGAGCGCAUCGCCAACCCAGAGAAGUUCGCCUCUGCCGCCGUCGCCACUACCUCUGAUGCCCCCAAGGCCGCUGCCGUUGAGGAGAAGAAGGAGGAGUCUGAGGCGGAGGAGUCCGGUGAUGAGGGCUUCGGUGGUCUCUUCGAUUAAGCCAGAGUCUGCCUUUCGUAGUUCUGAAUUACUCAGAUAUACGAAUCGAGCUUGAUACUGCCUUACAAACCAGUCCACGUUCCGCAUUUCGAUUCAUUGAUGUGACAUCCAAAACAGCCAGCAAAGUAGAAUCCAGUGGUCGAAGUCUACGUUAUUAGAGGUCCCUCAUCCAACACCCUCUGUGCGAUGUCAAUUGCAGCCUCUGGUAAACCUGCCAACCUAGCUACCUUCAAUGAAUGACUCUUCCUAUUG